This is a messenger RNA of Sceloporus undulatus (fence lizard), 645 nucleotides long. Its product is annotated as nicalin-like. The record is from RefSeq and is a predicted model, not a curated record. Gene Ontology annotation, cellular component: endoplasmic reticulum membrane. NCBI's taxonomy places the organism in Eukaryota, Metazoa, Chordata, Lepidosauria, Squamata, Phrynosomatidae. The transcript is spliced from 3 exons. Bases 97 to 645 code for a protein of 182 amino acids. Gene Ontology annotation, biological process: regulation of signal transduction.
CCAGAGAUACCCGCCGGGACUCCAUUUCCCGACGUGCCCUGGGCCUCGUCCGUCUCUGAGCCGCUUUCCUUGAGGGGCCGAAAGAAGCCUUGCAGGAUGCUGGAGGAGGCCGGGGAGGAGGUGCUGGGCUCGGUGCUGCUGAAGGCCUCCUGCCUGCCGCUGAGCUUCUUGGUCGUCGUGCCCGCCGUGCUGCUGCUGCUCCUGGGGCCUCCGCCGGCCUCCGCCGCCCACGAGUUCACCGUCUACCGCAUGCAGCAGUACGAGCUCGGAGGGCAGCCCUACGGGACUAGGAAUGCUGUGCUUAACACAGAAGCGCGCACCGUGGAGGCGGAUGUGCUGAGCCGCCGCUGCGUGAUGAUGCGGCUGAAGGAUUUCUCCUAUGAACAGUACCAGAAGGCCCUCCGCCAGUCGGCCGGCGCUGUGGUGAUCAUACUGCCCCAGAGCAUGUCGUCAGUGCCUCAGGACGUCAUCCGGCAAUUCAUGGAAAUUGAGCCAGAAAUGCUGGCCAUGGAAACCAUUGUGCCGGUCUACUUUGCUGAAGAAGAUGACGAGCUCCUCUCCAUCUAUGAGCAAACACAGGCUGCUUCUGCUUCACAAGGCUCAGCCUCAGCUGCUGAAGGUAGAUCUGUUUUUAAAAAACACUAG